ACUCAGGCUCCUCCUACUUCCGUUAAGAAACCGCUAUGUGUCAGAAAAAAACAUCCCGAGCCUGAAUCCGCUACUCGGACUCUCUUUUGUUGUCAUCCUCGCCGUCUGGAACACAUUGGUUUUUUGCGGUUUGGAGCCUCUCCGGCUACGUACAGAAAACAUGCCCGGUUUGAGGUAACCUUCCCCGGGGCUGCUACUGCCUCUUCAGCCGGCUGAAGGACGGAGCAGGACGGAUAAAAAGGAGAUGGAGAGGCCGAGCAGACUGCUGUUGGUCUCCGAGCUCCGCGUUCGAAACGCGGCGUACGACGUGAGCCUGGGUCGGUCACUGCUCACCUGGAAGAGACGGGUAUCCAGCCCGGUUUACCACCCUUUCAGACCCAGUAAGACUUUUUCAGUAUUUCUACUCUUUUUCCUGUUUGUAUUAAAAGACCCGUUUGUCUCAGUCUGUGUGUCUGUCGGCCUUAAAACACCAUGAGAUAAACACAGAGGACGUGUUGGACUCGGGGACCGUGAGUGGACCGUAGACUGUGGACCUGUUGAUAAAAUAAUGAUAUCCGAACCAGAACACGAUAACAGUAUUUACGAGGGAGACAUGAUAUGUCUGGUUACGUAAUACAUCAUCCAGCCUGACACACAAUAUGUGGAGGUCACACUGAGGAACACACCAAACCCCAUUCAAUUUUUAUAUAAUUUAAGAAACACAUUGAAACAGAGAACCAGAGUGGGAAAAAAACACGUUAACAUCACUUAUUUUAGCAAACUCAGAAGAUUUAGGUGUAUGUCAGGUAGAUAAUGAUAUCACAUAACCUGUCUUAACCUUUUCUGUAGCUGAGAUGUGAACGUCAAUUAGGAAGUUACUGAUUAGUCCAUAAGAUGCUGACUGCACAGAAGUGGAAAGUUACCAAGUGUAGUUAUUAAUGACACCUCACAGACCUGUCUGUUAAUAUUAAAUAGGCUUUUUUAACCGGUGACAUGUUACUUCAGCCUCCUUGGUGCCACCAAACUCCAUUUAUAAUAACUGUGAUUUUACCUGUUUGAAUAUGGGAGUGAAUAUUGUUUACUUCUGUCUGUUCCUGUUGGUCUUUUUUACGGUGUUGUGACUCUGGUGUUGAAAAGCUGUGGUCAACCAUUCACGUAUUAGUGUAGUGCUUUGCUUUGGCUUCGGUGCAAAAUAACUGCGCUCUAGCUGUCCCUCCUAUAUAUCACAUGUAAAGAUAAAGUGCCCCCUGGAUGCCCUUCCAGUUGAAAUGAUACCAGUACCCUCCAUACAGCCAUCUGUUAAAUGCAUGUAAAAAUAGUGCUCUCUGGAUGCCCUCCCAGUCCAUAUGACAUAAAAACAGUGCUCUUUUGAUGUCAGGCCACCCUUUCAGUGGAUACAUAUUUAAAAAAAGCCCUUCUGAUGCCCUUUGAGGUGGAUCCUAUGUUGAAAUGGUGCCCCGGAUGCCCUACCAGUAGAUACAAUGUUUAAAAAAGUGCCAAUAGGACAAACUUUCAGUGGAUAUACUGAAUACAUGAUGCCUUCAAGAAACUCUUCUAGUAGAUAAGAUGUAAAAAUAGUGAGAUUUGGAUGCCCCUCCAAUACCAACAACAUGUAAAGGUCCUUCUGUAUGUCAUGUGGACAUGCUUAUUAUCCAAAGUAAUAACAGGCAGGGAGAAAACUGGACACCAUGAGUCUGAAAUGUUCUUCUGUUUGGUUCCCCUUUGGAUAGGGUUGGGCGAUAAAAGAUAACGAUAUUGGAAAUUAAUUUCCCUCGAUAUAAAUAUAAAACAUGGUUGAUAUGCUUUUCAGUUAUCGGCAUUCUGCCAUGUUUUGGUUGACUAUACAAAUAGUAGAGCUGAGACAAUAUGCUUUUUUCCCGAUUCAAUUCUUCUACAAUUUUUUUGGAUGCCAAUUCGACUUAAAUUGCGAUUCUAUGAUAUUGCAGAUUUCCUCGAUUUUCAGUCUGCAUUUUUAACACCAGUGAAACAGUUGAAUGAUUCUGAAUGUCUACUGACUAUUCCAGGAAACACAUUUCCUCCCAAAAUACACAUCACAUGUAAGUCAGUUUUUAAGAUUAAUUCUUAAAUUUGAAAAAAAAAAAAAAAAGGUUUUUCAACUUAAAAAUCGAUUUCAAAAUUGUAAAACAAAAAAAAAAAUCGUGAUACUUAUGUGAAUCAAUUUUAUUCUCCCACCCUUAACGAAUAGCCAAUGAAAAGGGGAGUUUCUCCGGGUCCACUUCGCGCUGAACCAAUCAUGUGGUGAAUUAGCCUUAAGUAGCAAACAACUGCGCAGUAGCAGGCUGCAUCUACACGCAACCACAGCACUUUAACAGCGCAACGAUAAAACGUUGAAGAGACACAAAGACCUCACAGAUGCAGUAGCUUGUUGUAUUGCAAAAGACAUGCUCCCAAUAAGCACUGCUAAAGUUCAUUUUUAUAUCAUGAUAUAUAUCGAUAUCGACUGAUAUGAAAAGAAAAUACUGUGAUAAACUUUUCCCCAUAUCGCUCAGCCCUACCUUUGGAGUGAGAAACAGCUCCGUAAGGGUUUUUCCGGGUCUUCCAUUAACCAGACGCUCAUGUCUCGUAUCAACUCAGUCUGUGAAACACUUAGAAAAACAAUCUGAGCGUGUCAGUGACAAAGACAAACACUCACUUGAAUGUAUUUGCCUUCAGGCGUUAAGCCGUGACCAUUUCAGCCUCUCUUACUGCAGCGAGCUGAAGCAGUGUACUGAGCUAUUUCUGGAUCUUUGGACCUUCUAAACAUUUAGACUAAAACAUGAGCUCCGGUUAAAAAACAUCACUGUAAUUCAGCUGAAUCUGACAAGUUUGAAAGUAAGAAGAUGAAUUUACUUUCUGUUGCUGACGAACAGUACCAUAGAAAUCUUAAAAUAUAUCUGUUCUGAACACUUCCUGUUUAGAUCAGGUCUAUGUGACAACGACAAGAUUUGAAUACUCAAAGUAGGAGAGCAGAAGAUUCAGAUCAGACAGAGGCUGCUGCAGGGUUCACUGUGCCCUGAUGUCUGACUGCAGGCUUCACUGUGCCCUGCUCUCUUGACUGCAGGCCUCACCUCAGCUGAUCUUGAUCUCCACAGGGCGAUCACUCUGACUGAAUUGCACUUUGGGAGUUGUAGUUGAUUGAUUUCCAGCUCCAAGAACUCCUGGAGUGACUCAGAGCUACAGCUGAUCACAGACCAGCUGUUCGCCAUCCGCAGCGCUCUGUGUACCUGUCGUCAUGGGGACAACAGAAACACCUGCGGGGUGUGUAACCCUGAGUCAGACAGCUGCGUGUGUGUUUGGGUUUGUGUUUCAGGUGUGAAUCUUUUAUGUCUGACCUGCUGCUCAGAGAGGCUUCGAGUUGCUGAUUGAAGAACAUUUUUCUAUCAGACUUCUGCUGUUUUAAAUCAUGUCACCUCUCCAGUGUGAUGCUGUUUUCUUUGCAUUAUUAUAAAAGUUUCUAACUCUGAGUGAUUCCUCAAAGAUCCUCUGAUGAAGGUGAAACAAAUAUCCUGGCUGAGUUAGUCCAAACACCCUCAAACCGAAGCUCAGAUUUCCUGACGGUGACUCUCUGGGCCGUGUUUGGUAACCUUGUGGUUCUCCUGCAGGGUUUUGUCUUCCUUCUUUUCCCCGUCAACAAGACUCAGGUAGGAGAUGUGAGCUCCCAUGAUGCAGUGGGCCUCCUCCGCCCGCAGGCUGCAGGUUUAGUGGUUUUAGUGCUGCUGUUAGAACAUGUUUCUGUGUUUGAUGUCCGAGCUUUAGACUCUGUUUGUGUGAUCCCAAACUGAUCCUGAGGUUUUCCUCCAAAAUGAUGAUCCAGAGAAUUAAACUUCCUCUCUAAAAUCUGGACUCUGGUCACUCACAUCACUCUUAAAUCAACUUUAACUGUAAUUUUUGAAUGUGGAUGAAAGUCACAUUUUGUAAGAAACCUCAGAGAUGGAGUUGGAGUCGGUUUUGGUGCUGGUUUCCAUCAACAUCAAAUCCAGUAGAAACAUGCUGCUGCUGCCCUCUUCCUCCCCGUCAUCGUCGCUGCUGCUGCUGGGUCACUUAAGGAUGUGUAGUGCGGCUGAAACUAGUUUUAGUGAGUCUGCUCAUCUGCUUUAGUUUAGACUCGAGAUUUCAGACUAAUCUGCUGAAGCUGCUGUAGAGAAAUCCGGUUUGAUCAGAAGCUUUUGUGAGUCUGCAACAACAAGGAGACGACACUUGAUCAUAUACACUUUAAUACUUAUGAGUGAGCACUGGUGUGUGAUUUUUACAGUGUUGAGGAAACGUGGGAGGUAAAAGAUAGAGCACUAAACACACACACACACACACACACACACACACACACACACACACACACACACACACACACACACACACACACUCUGCUAUUUCCUCCUCUGUAACGUCUCUUUUUCUACCACUAAUUCCAGCUGAGUAGGACAGCACUUAAAGGGAUAUUCCGGCAUAAAAUUGAUUUAGGGUCAAACACACCGUAACACCGAGUUAGACACCCCCUAACUGAGAGAUGAAUGUUGCCGACCGCUUGCUUCUCUAGUUAUACCAACUUUAGUAACGACCGCAGGAUAGAAAUACAGAGAACCGCUCAACCAAAACGCCACUCUAUAGCCACAAAUAAUGCUGAGAACAGCACCUAACUUCAUCAACAGGACAUUUAGUGUCACAGACAUUGAAAGAGACUAAACACAACUCACCUACUCUCUUACAGCAGACACUUGUUUGUAGCGAGACCUCAGGCCAAUCCAUUACGGACUACAACGGAGUUUCGCAGCUCAAGGAAGAACAUUUAUGAUCAUUUCUUCAUGGAAAUGCAAUCAGACUGAGACGCUAAGGCAGAAGAACUACAGCGUCUGCAGAGUAAAAUGAUUAAUAUGGUGAUUAUAACUUCCAGGAAAUGAUAAAGAAAUUAUCAUAAAUGUUCUUCCUUGAGCUGCGUCACCCCGCUGUAGUCUGUACAAACAAGCGGCUGCUGGAAGAGAGUAGGUGAGUUGUGUUUAGUCUCUUUCAGGUAAAGUUAAAAAGAUGUUUGGUGUCUAGUACUAUGGCUGUGACCCUGUAUGUCCUGUUGAUGAAGUUAGGUGCUGUUCUGAGCAUUAUUUGUGGCGUUUUGGUUGAGCGCGUGACUCUCUGUAUUGCUAUCUUCGGGGCGUCUAACUCGGGGUUACGGUGUGUUUGACCCUAACUUAAUUUUACACCAGAAUAUCCCUUUAAGGAAACACGAGAGCUAAAAGAUGGCGCCUUACACAAAUACUCGGCCAGCUCCAGCUGAGUGGGACAGCACUUAAAGGGAUAUUUCAGCAUUUUUGAAGUGAAGUUGUAUGAGUUACGUGUCGGUAGUAAGUGUGUGAGUCAGCGUCCUGUUUCUCAGUGAAGGAGCUCAUCAUCUAUUCUGGCUCAUAUCUACUUGGAAUGACGUUUAAGUUAUGCAACCGCUCUUCAAAAAUGCGGAAUAUCCCUUUAACUUGCAGGGUGGAAAGGACUGUCAUACGUCUGUUUACUGCUGGUGUUAACACGUCUAUCGUCUUUGUCAGCAAACACACGGCCUCUUCAUGCUGCUGAGUCUAUAAAAACAUCACUAUUUAAAGGCUGUGAUACAGACAGAGACAGAGAGACGUGACGGAAACUCUCAGCCUGACGUUUCUCUGCACUUAAACGGUUUAUCUGUGUGAAAUGAGCUUCAUACUGGAGUCUCUGUUCACAGUGAGAAUCACACAAAUGGAUCAGUGUCUCUCACUCGGGUCUUUGAACGCCUCUCUGUCUUUAUUUUUAAACAUGAUGAGCUGCUUGAGGAUCACAUCAGUCGGAAACACUGAGCCUCUGUCUCUCCUGUGACCCUCAUCCAUGUACAGGACCGACCUCAUCGAUCUUCUCUGGAGAUUAGAGCCGAUACUGACGUUUGAACAACAAUCAAACUAACAUCAGUGUGUCUUUGGGAUCUCUAGUGUCAGAUUUUUAAAGUAGCUGUUAGCACCUCCUCUGAAGACCUUUGUACUACUUCCUGUUUGUUUGGAUUAAAAUAGACCACUUCUUCCUGUAGGAGACAGCUAUCUGAUUUUCAGAAUAUCAGGCACAACAUCAAAGUUUGUCAAACAUCGGCCACAUAAAAGAUUUCCUUCCUUUUAUUGUGUAGAUCUUUUCCGUCAUGUCUCUGAAUAACAAAAAAACAUGAAGAUUCAGUCCUGGAAUUUAAAGUUAACCAGCGUUCUGAAGGUGCUUUCAGGUCAGGGCUGGGCGAUAAACCGAAAAUUUACAGAUACUGAAAUUUAUGACAAUAACCGACGUCAUUUUGCAGGGCUUGACACAAACUUUUUUUCACUCACAUGUUCUCCUAAGUUGAAAAAGUAAGGAGCACACAAAGAACUUUAGAGGCACAAUGAAAAUUGAUCAAAUAAUGUUCGUCUUAUUGGUUGACAUAGGUGCUAUUAUUUGAAAUCAAUUUUAGGUCAGUUGGUCACAUGACAUGGAAGCUAUUGAAGGAAAACAGCCUUUUCUAAGAACAUCAACCGGUAAUUUAUUGACGGUCCCUUAUUUAACACCGGUCGUCAGAUUUUUUUUAUGUGCACAUGUGCCCCUAAAUACAUUUUACAAUUCGCACACAUCUGUUUUUAGUUGCAAAUGCGAGUGAAACGGUCACACUGUCGAGCCCUGUUUUAUUUUGUAGAUCUUUUCCUUCGUGUCUCUAAAUAACACGUGAAAAACAUGACGAGGGAAAGACAGGUGAGGAGAUGGAGGACGGUUCAGAAGUUGUAGCGGCUGAAGUGGACGAAGUUAAGGUGGGAGGGGGUGAGCAGCUUGUGGAGUAGUUAUCGUCCAUUUAUCGUUACCGAGGUGAACUGAUCAAUAUAUCAGGAUAUUGAUUUGAGGACAUAUCGCCCAGCCCUAUUUCAGGUGCUGUAGAUAGGCUCGGGAAUAUUAGACGUAGCUGAUCUGUGCGGUACACUGACAAACUGUGUGUGUGUGUGUGUGUGUGUGUGUGUGUGUGUGUGUGUGUGUGUGUGUGUGUGUGUGUGUGUGUGUGUGUGUGUGUGUGUGUUGUCAGGUGUGUGUCACAGCGUGUCCGUGUCAGAGAUCAUCUCUGUCCGUGAGGAAGAGGAGGAGACCAGCAGCAGACGAAGAAAAGACGAUGGCAGCUGGAAGAAGAUUAAAGAGAGAGAGGGGAAGGACUGCAGGCUGGCCUUCACAGGUGAGCACGCCGCCGAGCACGGCGAGGAAACGCAGCUGUGCGAGCAAAUCCAAAAACAUAGUCCACGCGUCAACAAGAAAAAAGACAAUUUACCUGCAAAAUUUCUGUUUAAAAUCGAGAAGCACACCUGAAAACGGUCGUUUUGUUGAUUUGCGUCUGUCUGGUUUCAGUGAUGUACGUGGAGAGGGGUCGGCAGCACCGCUGGCGGUGUGCCGAGGUCACCUUCAUCUGUCCAGAGGAGGCGCUGUGUCAACGCUGGGUCAGCAGCAUCAGAGAGCAGCUCAGCGCCAUCAGUAAGAGUUCACAUCGACACACUCCGACUCAAACUCAUCUCCACCCUGAAGCUCAAAGCUCGCAGGUGGAGCUGAUGUAAAAAUGAAAACCUUCAGAGUAUUUCUAUUUUAACCUUCUGUUUCAACGUUCCGGUCCACAGCCAGCAGACCCAAACACCUGCUGGUCUACAUCAACCCCUACAGCGGGAAGAAACAGGGCAAACACAUCUACGAGCAGAAGGUGGCGCCGCUCUUCGCUCAGGCCGGCGUCUCCACAGACGUCAUCGGUACGUCACAUGAUAACCCCUCACUGCUCGUCUUUCUGUAUCAGCGGACGUCUGUUUGAAACGCUUUGUUUCUCUGUGUUUGACGCCGCAGUGACGCAGUUCGCCAACAAUGCGAGGGAUCACCUGAGGACGGAGGCGGAGCUGAAGAAGUUUGACGGGUGAGCGUUUCGUUUAAGAGUUUUUUUAUACACCAAUCAAUCAGGUUUGACCUCUGACCUCUCCUCCGGUUUCAGGGUGGUGUGCGUCGGAGGAGACGGCAUGUUCAGUGAGAUCAUCCACGGGCUGAUCUGGAGGAUUCAGAUCGACGGGGGCGUUGAUCCAAACUGUCCGGAGGAAACGCUCGCUCCCUGCUCGCUCCGCAUCGGGAUCAUCCCCGCAGGUGAGAGAGAGAGAGAGAGAGGGAGAGAGAGGGAGAGAGAGGGAGAGAGAGAGAGAGAGAGAGAGAGAGAGAGAGAGAGAGAGAGAGAGAGAGAGAGAGAGAGAGAGACUCCUCAGUUUCACGUUCAGAUGAUGUUUUUCGAGUAUUUUGAGUCAGCUGUAGGUCCUGGAGCGUCAGAGCUUCAACAUCCUGAUGGUUUGAGUUGAACUUCAUGUUUUCACUGCGGUCUGGUUUCUCCUUUUUUUACUUCUCUAAAAAUAAAAACCUUUAAAUAAAUCAAACACAGAAACAUCCUCGCUCUGACGCUCACUCACUCUCUCCUACGCUUCCACAGACUCAUUAAUAUUCUCUGCAGCCCACUCUCUGAGUUACGUGUGUUUGAGGCGGUUUCCUCUCUUCGUCUUUCAGGUUCGACGGAUUGCAUCUGCUUCGCCACCGUGGGCACCAACGACCCCGUGACCUCCGCGCUGCACAUCAUCAUGGGUCAGUCACAUCAUCAGAUAAAAACAUGAAGAGUUUCAGUUUCAAAUGUGGAUGAAAAGAAGAGAGAAAUGACACAUCUCCACCACCAGAGGGCGCUGUGUGUAGUAUGAGAUUCACAUGUAGAUGCUGAGGAGUGAUAAGAUGAUAUCUUGAAGCCUUUUAGUCGAUCAGAUGGUGAAAUUUUUGUAGUAUGACGUUCAUUAUACUGUAGUUUAAACUUGGCGCUCCACAUCGAUCAUCUGUUACUGUGGCGCCCUGUGCUUGUAUAUUUGGAAAUAUACAAGCACAGAACAUAGGACACAUGACCCCAUAUAUAAGUGUUGACAUAAAUUCAAAUAACAAAGCGUUUUCAGUUGAGGAUAUGCUCUACCCACUAUUGAACUAUUAAUAUAUGUAACUACAUUUGCAGUUUACCUGUAAAGUGUGCCAAAUAAAAAUAGAUAUUAAAGAGCGCAGUUAUAACACAAGACACAAACAAACAAAAGGAUUUUUAAAAUGGUGGAAUACAAGGAGGAAAAAACAAAACAAACAAAAAUAAAAAAGGACAGGUCAUACUGUAGACGAUUUAUGAACAGAUUAGAACAAGAUAAUACGAUCAACGUGAGGGCAAAGGAAAGAGAAAGAAAGUAAUAAUUAAUAAAUAAAUAAAAUAUUGCACAAAAUGUUUUGGAAAUGGUUCUGAUAUUAAGGAGAAGAAACAGGUGUAAAGGUAAGAUCCUGAGAUGGAGACUGAAAUUAUUAUUAUUAUUAUUAUUAUUAUUAUUAUUAUAUAAAGGACAGAUACUCCUAACAAGAGGAGUAAACUAAAUGUUGACAGGUAGGACACUCAGUCCACCUUCAUGUGUUAGAAUUGGGUUUCAUAUUAAAUGAAAUUUAUUCUUAGUCCCUCUAAAUGAAUAUUUUAUCUUCUCUAGUUGAAUAAAAUUCAUCACGUCUCUUGACCAUGUGGAUAACUUGGGUGGGUUUUGAGGUAAAUAUAAACACAGCUCUGUCCCUCAGCUGUGCAGGUGAGGUAAAAGAUGGAGGUCCAGAUAGAGAGUUUGACCCGGGGUCGGACAGAAUCAGGGAAUAAUAAUCUUACCGUGACUGACAGGAAUAAUCAGACCUUUACUCCUUUAUACGUGAUCAUGACCAAGGCUUUUUAUAGAGGUCCUCCUCCUCUCAACAGGUUUUUCUUGGUGUUCUUGAAAAGACAAAUUUAGCUUCAUGUCGGCCGCUGUUCACCGUAGACUCAUCUAGAAAGCCUCGGAUUACAGUGUUCAGAUUAAAAUCACAUUAUUAAACCAGACAGGUAUUUCGGAGCACAGGUGUUGUGCUGCCAUCUAGUGUCGUAUCAUCAUGAAUUAAUCGAGCCACCUGUCUGAGAUUAUCUGAGUUGUCUUUCAGUUUUAUUUUUUACCAGGGUUUCUGCUGCAUCUUAAAAAGUCUUAAAAUGUCUAAAAUUCUAUUAAAACCUCAUAAAAUAUCUUACAUAGACAUCGGAAAGGCCUUAAAAUGUAUAAAUGUUACUUAUAAAUGAAGAUUGAUUUGGAGUUAGUUUAAAAUGUUCAGAUUUCCCAUCAUGUCUUUUGUAUUUUUUUGCCAGUAUGGAUGUAAAAUGGAUCUUAAAUUGUUUUCAUUAUGGUCUUAAAAAAGUCUUAAAAAGUCUUAAAUUUGAGUUGUUGAAAUCUGCAGAAACCCUGUUGUAAAUUCUGAAAUACGUUGAGGGGUUUGACUUCAGGUGUCAGGUCCACAUUUGAGUCCAACAUGAAGUGGUUUCAGCUCCAGACUUCACUGAUCUCAUGUGUCGAUGUGUUCAGGAGACUCUCAGCCGAUGGACGUCUGCUCCGUUCACCACAACAACACCUUCCUGCGGUACUCGGUCUCCCUGCUGGGAUACGGUUUCUACGGCGACGUGCUAACUGACAGUGAGAGGAAGAGGUGGAUGGGACCGGCCAGAUACGACCUCUCAGGUGAGUCAAGGUCAAACAGUUUACUCUGAGAAGGAAAGCAGCUCCUUUUUUAAAACCAGGAACUCUUUCACAGCUUUAUUAGUGAGAUAGCAGAGAUUCCAAUACAAUUCUGCCCCAGACUUUUUGUUUUGGGAGAUGACUCUGUCCUAACAGAGGGGAGUAAGCACAUUAAAAGCUGGAUCCAAACUAGCAUUAUGACAGGAAGACAGAUAUUACUCAGGGAAUGGAAGACUGAGGGGGUGCCCUCAACACAGGAGUGGUCUGCUCAGUUGGCUAAAGUGGCAGCCUUGGAAAGGUUGUCAUGGAAGUCAUUUGGUAGACUUGAGGUUUAUUAUAAAAAAUGGGGGAAAUACCUAUCUUUCUUGGAGGACAAAACAUCAGAUGUAUGAGUAGAGAGAUGCAUUCUUUUAUUUAUUUAUUUUUUAAUUUAUUUUUAAUAUCCUAUUAUUCUAUUGUUUGUUCUUGUUUCAUUUUAUCUCAUUGUGCAUACCUAGCUACUGUGAUAUGAGAACUACAUUUAUGUACAGCCAAGAAUCAUUUGUAAAGUUGGGUGACUUUUUGUUUUGUUUUGUUUUGUUUUGUUUGUUUAUGGGUGGGGGGUGGAGGGGGGGUUAAAUGUGUUGUAUGCCUACUAUGAAUGUAUAUGGUUUCCUGAGUGCCAUAUUAAUACAAUAAAAAAAUGUUAAUUACAAAAAAAAAAAAAAAAAAAAAAAACCAGGAACUCUAAAAAUAAAACUGCUGUCAGGAUUUGGACCAAAAUAAGAAUCUGAAGUUUAUUUUAAGGGUCCGACAGAACCAUGUCUGUGAUCUGUUUUUAAAUCACCUGACAGACAAAGUUAUAAAAAAACGAUCUACUACUUUAAUACUGGAGCUGGUUUCAUGUGGACUCUGUGACUCCUGCAGGUCUGAAGAUGUUCCUGACUCAUCACUACUAUGAAGGAGCCGUGUCCUACCUACCAGCCAGAGGCAUCAUGGGAACCCCACGGGAUGCUGUCAGGUGCCGAUCCGGGUGAGAGAGAUUUCCAAGAUGUGUGAAAAUGUCCUCGCAGUUUGUCGAAGUUUGAUUAAAAUUCAACGUCUUAAAAAAAGGCGAAAGUUUAACGUGAUGUGGUUUAAAAUAACGACAUCUGUCUGUCGCUCUGCAGCUGUGCUGUUUGUCAACACAACGGACAGCUGCUGUCGGAGAGAGCCGAGAGAUACGAGAUGGACGAAGCUUCAGACAGCGGUAAGUCCAACGAACUGUCAAACUCAAGUGCAGUGAUCCCAAAUCCACCUUUUCACGCUCUUUUUAUUCCAUGUAGGUGUUUGUCGUCGAUUAAAACAUUAUUCAUUCGUCAUUUUUAGAAAUUGAGUGGGCUAAGACAGGAGCCCUGGGGAACGCCACAGGAUAAUUUAGCGUAAUACUCCUUUAAAGUUUAAGAAAUAUCUUCACCUCCUUUGAGUCGUGUCCUGUCAUCUUCUUUUGCAGAUUUUUUUAAUUCCAGGUUUAAAAUAAUAAAAUUCCCGCUGAGCUCUUCAGGAACUUCUCCUCAAACAGAUUUCAGAAGAUUCAGGAGGAUUUUAGGAUUUAAUUUUGCCGCGACGCCAACUGAACUCCAAGUCUGAACUUUGUGGUUUCGUUCGCAGAGAGCGACGGCGAGUGGAGGACCAUCCGAGGGAAGUUCUUGGCGAUAAACGCCGCCAGUAUGAGCUGCGCUUGUCCUCGCAGCCCCAAAGGUCUCUCACCUGCUGCUCACCUGGCCGACGGCACCACCGACCUCAUCCUGGUGCGAAAAUGUUCCCGCUUUGACUUCCUCAGACACCUCCUCAGACACACCAGCAAAGACGACCAGGUACUGAGUCACAGUUGUAGGUCCGAGCCCGUCUUCAGGUUUUGAUCCAGACUCCAGGUAGACUGACGCCCUCUCUGUCGUUCUAGUUUGACCUGACCUUCGUGGAGGUCCACCGGGUUCGUCGUUUCCGCUUCACGCCGCGUCACUGCCAGAGCGACUCGGACCUGGAGCUGGAUCUGCGGGAGAACGGCAAACGCCAGAUCUUCAGUCAGAUAUGCAGAGACCACCCGGCUUGUGGCUGCACCCCCGCCUACAGCAGCUGGAACUGCGAUGGCGAGAUCCUGACCCACACGGCCAUAGACGUCAGGUACCGCGACCUUCUGAGCGUCUCGCUCUGGUUUCACUUUUCUCAAACCUCGUCUAAACCUCGCUCUUUCUCCUGGUUUCAGAGUGCACUGCCAGCUGAUCAAGCUGUUCGCGCGAGGGAUCGAAGAACCCACCGUGUUCGAGGAUCUCACCAACCCCUGUGCAAUAUGAACACAAGCCCCGCCCCCUUUUUUCCCCCCUCGUAACACUGGAGUCGUCUUUUAAACUCUGCUGUCUACGUCGCUGCUGUUACUGCCAUCGUCUAAAACUCAUCUCAUUGGCUGUUACACAAACGAGAUCAGGAACAAAAGUCUGCGGACCUAAAAAAGACCCCCAAACUGGACCCCCAAACCGGACCCCCAAACCUGACCCCCAAACCAGACCCUCACUGACAGUAAGAGUGAUGUAGCGGCACGACACACACGUCAAAUCUUAUUCGCACUUUAGCUAGUUUCAAAACGCCGUGAAUUUAAAGUUACCUGUUACACGUUUGAGGAUGGCGGAUCAUUGGGGGUCUGAAGUCCUCUCUAACGCUGAGACCCGUUUCUUUGACCCUCUUCAGGUUUCUGUUACAGAUCUUUGAGCCUCUGAACAGCUGAUUUCUUUUUUUUUAGUUUAGAUUAACAGCGAUUGAAAAAAAGAGAAAAUCGUAGAUGUUUUAGUUUGACUCAAAGUCUUUUCAAUCUUCCAUUUCUUCUUCUUCUUCUUCUUCUUCUUCUUCUUCUUUAUGCAAAUCAACUCAUUUCAACAUGAACUCGUAUCAAAGUGAAUCACUGACAAACCGUGAAGAUGUUCCGUCUUCAGGAUGAGCUGGAGUUGUAGCCAUGACGUCAAACUUUCCUUCAGUCUGACGUGACGCUGUGAAAUCUGUUCAUCAUGUGCUGUAAAAACUUCUAAAUAUCAUCUCGAACCUUCGACGGAUGAUGAAAGAGUCACAGGAGGAAAAAACACUAAAACUAUCUGAUCAUGAAAUAAGUCUGAACGCGGCAAAACAACGGAAAAAACAGAUUUCUGAACAUAUGGAGAGAAGUCGGCGCAGACGUGUUCAGCUUAAAGCAGCACCCUCGAGUCGAAAUUUUAAUCCUAUCGUGUCUUUGACUUUUCUUGAAGACCACAAACAUCUGCUGAAAAGUCUGAAAUUUUUAAGAUCAAGUCGACAAAUACAGACGGAGGAUUAGGGCCACGCAGAGGGAGAAAAAUGUGGAUUUUUCAGGGUGAAGUUGUAAUAUUAUGGUGAGGAUUUGAAAGAAUAAAAUCUGUAUGAUGAAAAAGAUAAAAAGUUUUAGUUUUGUAGGAAAGAAGUGGUGAUAAGAUGAAAUAUACGGAGGUAUCAGGAAAAAUAGAAGUGUAGAUUAUCUGGAAAUGAAACCAACAGCUGAGGACAAACAAUCCUGAUACCUCUGUGUGAGUUUUUAGUCCUUUUUUAAACUCGUAUAUAAGAGCCGUCAAACGUCACCUAAAAGUUGACUGGAGGGAAACAGAAAAAACAGUCUCAUCUGGAGGACUCUUUAUGUGACUCUUACCACACAUUAAGUAUAUUUCCUUCAUAUGUCUGUAGGAAAUAUAAUGUGAUGUUGUUUAAGAAAUACUUUUUAAAAGAGAUGAGCAACUGGAACUCACUUAAAAUACACAAAAAGGUUUUUAAUGUCCGUUUAUUAGACCUCCAGUCACAGGACAGGUUGUUAGUACAGUUUGACGGCGGCAGACUUAAACGUACAAAUUUAUCAUAUAGAUGUUUGAUCAUCAUGUUCGGGGUUUUAUCGUCAUUCAGUUUUAUCCUUUAAAUUUCCAGACAUUAAGGCAGAGUACCUGGAGGGUCGAUCUCUUCUGUAUUUCUGACUUUUUUAAUGACUUUAUUUCUUUUUUUGUAAAAUCUCUAAUUCCAUGUCGUGGCCCUAAUCCUCCGUUUUAGCAGCUGCGCUCUGUAAUUGAAGUCUCUUGUUUAACUCAAAAACAGUAACAAAAUAUAUACAGCAGGUAAAGAAACAUUUCAGUCGUUCAGUAAAAAUGGAUGAUCUCUUUCUUGGAUAUAAACUGGAGUGAAGUUUGAAGGUCCUACUCUCUCUAAAGUUGAAUCUUCACAGUUGACUCUCCUGAUCUCUGAAUCCCCUCCACAGCUGCAGCUCUCAGCCUGUUGUAGCCUGAUGUUGUUGAUGAUUUUCUCUGCUCAACACUUAGCAGGGUGAUUUUUUUUACAUAUAUAAACAAACACAAUCAGCAUGUAGCACCAUCAGCUGUAGUUUCUUCUCAUUUAGUCUGAGGUGGAGUUGCUUUGACUCCUUCAAACCUCAGGAUGGCGUUGUAGAGAUUUUCUCAUCGUCCAGCACUCGUGAUGUGAAAAACAACAACAUGAUGAAAACUGACCCUGAAGAUGAGCCGGACUACAAAGUGGACUGUCAGACCACACAUGCUGUUUGUUCUUCAGUUCUGCUGUCCUGGAGCUGGACUCUAAACCACAGCGGAGUGAACCAGUAGCAGCUCAUGGUGCUCCACAAAAACACCAACCAAUCAGCUUUCUCCUCUUCUUCUUCUUUACCCGAACCAAAAAUACCAGCCGGAGUUUGAGGAUGUAGCCGCGUCUCUGUUGUAGCUCCAUCUAGAGGUCAUGGAACACGUUUAAGAACAGGACCGCUUGGACCUUCUGGGUCAAAUCAGAACUUUUUGUGGACCUGUGAAGACCUUCAUGAAGGUGUUCCACAAUCAAGAGUUAAAAUGUUUGCUGUAAAACUUUCCAACAUCAUACCAAAUGUUCGACGCAUGUCCUCCCAGAGGUCGACUGAUGAAUUUGGAGGUGACACAAAUAUUUAUUGACCUUUUAGAUGUCGUCGUGUAAACUCUUGCAUGUUUUCCUAAACUGGUGAGCGCUGAAGGUCGGUGGAGAAGUUUACUCCCCAGAAAUGAAGACGUGGACUGAUUCUCUCAGAGUGCGGUGUUGAGAAAAUGAGAAAGUCUUCAGUCGCUGAUGUGUUUGAUACUUUGCUUAAAACAUGAAGAACACGUAGAAUGAAGGAGUCGUGCUGAAAACUGAUUUCUGUUUUUAUUGCUAAUGAUUAAAAUCUUUAUAAUCUUCUGGAUGAGUUAUCCCAGAAAUAUCGAGUAGUCCCUUAAACUUUUCCCUCGUUUUUGACUGAAAGAAUUAGUUUAAUGCACUCGUAUCUGUCGGCUAAUAAGAGACAGUAUUUAUCUGCAGAGCUGUAGUUUGAAAAGUAGUUUUAACUUGUAAAUCAGUCGACCUCUCGCUGUUAUCGGAGCUGUAACUGAAUCUUUACCUUCUGCUGUAGCGGUUUCAUUAUCAGGAAUAAAAACACAUAUUCAACUCACAUGUGUGCAGAGUGGUGGAUUUAUUUUAGAUAGGAGCCUCCAGUGGAAAAAUAAG
Molecule: messenger RNA, 16046 nt
Organism: Xyrichtys novacula (pearly razorfish)
Lineage: Eukaryota; Metazoa; Chordata; Actinopteri; Labriformes; Labridae
Source: the annotation of a GenBank genome assembly